Molecule: messenger RNA, 713 nt
Organism: Mangifera indica (mango)
Lineage: Eukaryota; Viridiplantae; Streptophyta; Magnoliopsida; Sapindales; Anacardiaceae
Product: mitogen-activated protein kinase homolog NTF4-like
Exons: 3
Coding region: 272-580 (102 amino acids)
Biological process (GO): intracellular signal transduction; protein phosphorylation
Cellular component (GO): nucleus; cytoplasm
Molecular function (GO): protein serine/threonine kinase activity; ATP binding
Source: RefSeq, a predicted model, not a curated record
AACAUAAACGAGACAGCCAUACAUCUCCCCUGACCCGAAAAAACACAAAAUUCACAUAACCGAAAACAAAAACAACGUCGAAAUGGAGGGAGGAGGUGCUGCGGCCCAGCAGGCAGACACGGAGAUGGAAGAGGCGCCAUCAGACCCUCAGCAGCCACCGGCGGCGGGGAUCGAGAACAUCCCGGUGACGUUGAGUCAUGGGGGAUGAUUUAUUCAGUACAACAUAUUUGGAAACAUAUUUGAAGUGACGGCGGAGUAUAGGCCGCCUAUUAUGCCCAUCGGGAAGGGCGCAUACGGCAUCGUUUGUUCAGCGUUGAAUUUGGAGACAAAUGAGCAUGUGGCAAUAAAGAUAGCAAAUGCAUUCGAUAAUAAGAUUGAUGCAAAGAGGACUCUUUGUGAGAUCAAGUUGCUUCGACACAUGGAUCAUGAAAACGUGAUCUGGCUGCAGAGUUUGAAAGUUAAGUACACAAACAACAACACGACUAUAGAUAUGGAGAAAAUAUUAAGAAGUUUGAAGAAUAAACUAUUCGAUCAUUUGUUUCACAAACUUGGGCCUCAUCAUGCCGCUAUGGCAUCAUAAACUUAUUGUAAUGAUAAGAGGCAUGUGAAGCUGGCAGGGUAGCAAUGUAAGCAAAGGAAAUCUACUAAAGCAGCAUGUGAUCAGUUCUGACAGUGGUAAGACAUUUCCAAAUGGAUAAAAGUUCUUGUAAAUA